AAUUCCUGGGCUCCUCCGGCAGUCUCAGGCUCAGCGCUCAGCCCUACACAUCGCCUCUUGCAUGCAACUCGCUGGGAGAGAGAGGUAACCUGUCCUCCCCUCUCUCAGCCUCGGCAUCUCCAGCCACCAAGGACCUGCGCUUCGCACCUCCAACAACCCCUCCCUUCUUCCCUGCCACUCCCUCCCAGAGAGAGAGGAAAAGGAGAGAGAAAGAUUCUGGAAUUUGAACCUCCCCAAAGAGGAAACAAACCCGGCAAACUCAGUUGAUUAAACAUCAAACAGACAUACAGACAGAUCCCAAAUCUUCUGUUCAACUGGAAAGGUCUUUUCUCUGGAGUCCUGGGAGGCAAGUUAUGGGCAGCACUGCCUCUGGCCGCACCAUGAAGCCUGAGUCUGCUUGCGCUCUGCCCUGGGCCCUGCUCUGUCUGAGCAUUGGGCUUCUAGCUGCCCCCCUCCCCACAGCCUGCUGCUGCUAGGAGGUAGAACUUUAGGACUGGUCCUUGGCCUGUUUCUACCUGUCACCUGGCUCACCUCACCACUCACUCCUCCUCCAUCACAGCAGUCCGGCCCUGUCCCUGGCCUCCCUGGCUAGUGCAUUUGGGGGUCCGUUGGGAGGAGUGCAUCGCUAAAGACUUCUUCCUACUCUCCUGCACCUUCUCCUCCUUGAGUCAAGGCCUCCGGAUCCACAUGGAUAGCUGAGAUCUUUUCUUGGAGAAAGACGCUUUCCUCUUUACUCCAGUCCCUCACUUUCCCACCUGAUUUUCCUCCUCUUCUGCUGGUCCUAUCUUUUUCUACUGCCUUUAUUCAGUUUCUUGCUUGUGUGCCCCUCUGGGACUGUCUUGUACACUUUCCUCCCUCUCCACCAUCUCAGGAUCUGUGUGUGUGCUGCCUUCGUCCUGUGUGCUUUCUGUCCCCCCAUCUCCGUCUUGUCUUCCUCUCCCACUUCUAUUGCCAAAGGGAGAGAUCCUCUCUGGGCUGUUCCCUGGCCUGUCUGCUCCUCUGGGCUCUGUCCAGCAGCCACAAUGAGUUCCACACUCCACUCAGUUUUCUUCACUCUGAAGGUCAGCAUCCUGCUGGGGUCUCUGCUGGGGCUCUGCCUGGGCCUUGAGUUCAUGGGCCUCCCCAACCAGUGGGCCCGCUACCUCCGCUGGGAUGCCAGCACGCGCAGCGACCUGAGUUUCCAGUUCAAGACCAACGUCUCCACGGGUCUGCUCCUCUACCUGGAUGAUGGCGGCGUCUGCGACUUCCUAUGCCUCUCCCUGGUGGAUGGCCGCGUUCAGCUCCGCUUCAGCAUGGACUGUGCUGAGACUGCUGUGCUGUCCAACAAGCAGGUGAAUGACAGCAGCUGGCACUUCCUGAUGGUGAGCCGCGACCGCCUGCGCACGGUGCUGAUGCUUGACGGCGAGGGCCAGUCUGGGGAGCUGCAGCCCCAGCGGCCCUACAUGGAUGUGGUCAGUGACUUGUUCCUUGGUGGAGUCCCUGCUGACAUACGACCUUCUGCCCUGACCCUUGAUGGAGUACAGGCCAUGCCCGGCUUCAAGGGAUUAAUUCUGGAUCUCAAGUAUGGAAACUCGGAGCCUCGGCUUCUAGGGAGCCAGGGUGUCCAGUUGGAUGCCGAGGGACCCUGUGGUGAGCGUCCCUGUGAAAAUGGUGGGAUCUGCUUUCUCUUGGACGGCCACCCCACCUGUGACUGUUCUACCACUGGCUAUGGUGGCAAGCUCUGCUCAGAAGAUGUCAGUCAAGGUCCAGGCCUCUCCCACCUCAUGAUGAGUGAACAAGCUCGAGAGGAGAAUGUGGCCACUUUCCGAGGCUCAGAGUAUCUGUGCUACGACCUGUCUCAGAACCCGAUCCAGAGCAGCAGUGAUGAAAUCACCCUCUCCUUUAAGACCUGGCAGCGUAACGGCCUCAUCCUGCACACGGGCAAGUCGGCUGACUAUGUCAACCUGGCUCUGAAGGAUGGUGCGGUCUCCUUGGUCAUUAACCUGGGGUCCGGGGCCUUUGAGGCCAUUGUGGAGCCAGUGAAUGGAAAAUUCAAUGACAACGCCUGGCAUGAUGUCAAAGUGACACGCAACCUCCGGCAGGUGACAAUCUCUGUGGAUGGCAUUCUUACCACGACGGGCUACACUCAAGAGGACUAUACCAUGCUGGGCUCGGACGACUUCUUCUACGUGGGAGGAAGCCCAAGUACCGCUGACUUGCCUGGCUCCCCUGUCAGCAACAACUUCAUGGGCUGCCUUAAAGAGGUUGUUUAUAAGAAUAAUGACAUCCGUCUGGAGCUGUCUCGCCUGGCCCGAAUUGGGGAUACCAAGAUGAAAAUCUAUGGCGAAGUUGUGUUUAAGUGUGAGAAUGUGGCCACACUGGACCCCAUCAACUUCGAGACCCCAGAGGCUUACAUCAGCUUGCCCAAGUGGAACACUAAGCGUAUGGGCUCCAUCUCCUUUGACUUCCGUACCACUGAGCCCAAUGGCCUAAUCCUCUUCACUCAUGGAAAGCCCCAAGAGAGGAAGGAUGCUCGGAGCCAAAAGAACACAAAAGUAGACUUCUUUGCCGUGGAACUCCUCGAUGGCAACCUGUACUUGCUGCUUGACAUGGGCUCUGGCACCAUCAAAGUGAAAGCCACUCAGAAGAAAGCCAAUGAUGGGGAAUGGUACCAUGUGGACAUUCAGCGAGAUGGCAGAUCAGGUACUAUAUCAGUGAACAGCAGACGCACGCCAUUCACCGCCAGUGGGGAGAGCGAGAUCCUGGACCUGGAAGGAGACAUGUACCUGGGAGGGCUGCCAGAGAACCGUGCUGGCCUUAUUCUCCCCACCGAGCUGUGGACUGCCAUGCUCAACUAUGGCUACGUGGGCUGCAUUCGCGACCUGUUCAUUGAUGGGCGCAGCAAGAACAUUCGACAGCUGGCAGAGAUGCAGAACGCUGCGGGUGUCAAGUCCUCCUGUUCACGGAUGAGCGCCAAGCAGUGUGACAGCUACCCCUGCAAGAACAAUGCUGUGUGCAAGGACGGCUGGAACCGCUUCAUCUGUGACUGCACCGGCACCGGAUACUGGGGAAGAACCUGCGAAAGGGAGGCAUCCAUCCUGAGUUAUGAUGGUAGCAUGUACAUGAAGAUCAUCAUGCCCAUGGUCAUGCAUACUGAGGCAGAGGAUGUGUCCUUCCGCUUCAUGUCCCAGCGAGCUUAUGGGCUGCUGGUGGCUACGACCUCCAGGGACUCUGCCGACACCCUGCGUCUGGAGCUGGAUGGGGGGCGUGUCAAGCUCAUGGUUAACUUAGACUGUAUCAGGAUAAACUGUAACUCCAGCAAAGGACCAGAGACCCUGUAUGCAGGGCAGAAGCUCAAUGACAAUGAGUGGCACACCGUUCGGGUGGUGCGGAGAGGAAAAAGCCUUAAGUUAACCGUGGAUGAUGAUGUGGCUGAGGGUACAAUGGUGGGAGACCAUACCCGUUUGGAGUUCCACAACAUUGAAACAGGAAUCAUGACUGAGAAACGUUACAUCUCCGUUGUCCCCUCCAGCUUCAUUGGCCAUCUGCAGAGCCUCAUGUUUAAUGGCCUUCUCUACAUUGACUUGUGCAAAAAUGGUGACAUUGAUUAUUGUGAACUGAAGGCUCGUUUUGGACUGAGGAACAUCAUCGCCGACCCUGUCACCUUUAAGACCAAGAGCAGCUACCUGAGCCUUGCCACCCUUCAGGCUUAUACCUCCAUGCACCUCUUCUUCCAGUUCAAGACCACCUCACCAGAUGGCUUCAUUCUCUUCAAUAGUGGUGAUGGCAAUGACUUCAUUGCAGUUGAGCUUGUAAAGGGGUACAUACACUACGUUUUUGACCUCGGAAACGGUCCCAAUGUGAUCAAAGGCAACAGUGAUCGCCCCCUGAAUGACAACCAGUGGCACAAUGUCGUCAUCACUCGGGACAAUAGUAACACUCAUAGCCUGAAAGUGGACACCAAAGUGGUCACUCAGGUUAUCAAUGGUGCCAAAAACCUGGAUUUGAAAGGUGAUCUCUACAUGGCUGGUCUGGCCCAAGGCAUGUACAGCAACCUCCCAAAGCUUGUGGCCUCUCGAGAUGGGUUUCAGGGCUGUCUGGCAUCAGUGGACUUGAAUGGACGCCUGCCAGACCUCAUCAAUGAUGCCCUUCAUCGGAGCGGACAGAUCGAGCGUGGAUGUGAAGGACCCAGUACCACCUGCCAGGAAGAUUCAUGUGCCAACCAGGGGGUCUGCAUGCAACAAUGGGAGGGUUUCACCUGUGAUUGUUCUAUGACCUCAUAUUCCGGAAACCAGUGCAAUGAUCGUAAGUACAACAGCUUUUCAUACUGGAACUUUGUCAAGGUGUUCGGAGAUUUGGAGAAUCUUAAGGGACAAUGUGAACAGGGGAAAAUUGGAGUUGUCUUCAAUAUUGGCACAGUUGACAUCUCCAUCAAAGAGGAGAGAACCCCUGUAAAUGACGGCAAAUACCAUGUGGUACGCUUCACCAGGAACGGUGGCAACGCCACACUGCAAGUGGACAACUGGCCAGUGAAUGAACAUUAUCCUACAGGCAACACUGAUAAUGAACGCUUCCAAAUGGUAAAACAGAAAAUCCCCUUCAAAUAUAAUCGGCCUGUAGAGGAGUGGCUGCAGGAAAAAGGCCGGCAGUUAACCAUCUUCAACACUCAGGCGCAAAUAGCCAUUGGUGGAAAGGACAAAGGACGCCUCUUCCAAGGCCAACUCUCUGGGCUCUAUUAUGAUGGUUUGAAAGUACUGAACAUGGCAGCUGAGAACAACCCCAAUAUUAAAAUCAAUGGAAGUGUUCGACUGGUUGGAGAAGUCCCAUCAAUUUUGGGAACAACACAGACGACCUCCAUGCCACCAGAAAUGUCUACUACUGUCAUGGAAACCACUACUACAAUGGCGACUACCACAACCCGUAAGAAUCGCUCUACCGCCAGCAUUCAGCCAACAUCAGAUGAUCUUGUUUCAUCUGCUGAAUGUUCAAGUGAUGAUGAAGACUUCGUUGAAUGUGAGCCGAGUACAGAUAAGAGUCUUUCCACUUCAAUCUUCGAAGGUGGCUACAAAGCACAUGCGCCCAAGUGGGAAUCCAAGGACUUUAGACCUAACAAAGUCUCCGAAACUAGUAGGACUACUACCACAUCUUUAUCCCCUGAGCUGAUCCGCUUCACAGCUUCCUCCUCGUCUGGGAUGGUGCCCAAAUUGCCAGCUGGCAAAAUGAAUAACCGUGAUCUCAAACCCCAGCCUGAUAUAGUCUUGCUUCCGUUGCCCACUGCCUAUGAGCUAGACAGCACCAAACUGAAGAGCCCACUAAUUACUUCCCCCAUGUUCCGUAAUGUGCCCACAGCAAACCCCACGGAGCCGGGAAUCAGACGGGUCCCGGGGGCCUCAGAGGUGAUCCGGGAGUCGAGCAGCACAACAGGGAUGGUCGUCGGCAUUGUGGCUGCUGCCGCCCUCUGCAUCUUGAUCCUCCUGUACGCCAUGUACAAGUACAGGAACAGGGACGAGGGGUCCUAUCAAGUGGACGAGACGCGGAACUACAUCAGCAACUCCGCCCAGAGCAACGGCACGCUCAUGAAGGAGAAGCAGCAGAGCUCGAAGAGCGGCCACAAGAAACAGAAAAACAAGGACAGGGAGUACUACGUGUAAACAUGCGAACACUGCUCACACGCGAGUUUCACAGUUAUUUCUAUCCACGCUUAUGAAUCUUUGGAUGGUGAGAUCUCACAGAUGUCAGAACUGCUGGAACUAUGAAAUGGGGUAUAUAACCACGACUCUGGUGGGGAAAACCGUUUUUUAAAGGACACACACACACAGCGAUGCAUCUCUCUCUGAAGCUCAGCCAUGGCUGCAGCAAGGUCCCAGCGGUCGCUGGGAGACAGAAGGUUUUGUGCCCUGCUGUAUCAUAAAGCACACACUUAGCGCUCUGGAGCCGGACGGUGGCUCCACCACUUCCGCAGGCCUGGAAGCUUCCUUCUCCGCAGGACCUUUUCCUAAAAGGUAGAAGACUUCAUGGCUUACUUGUUCCAUAACUCCAAGUGAGUCUGUAAUGAUGUUUGUGAAGCUUGACUGUAACCAUGUUUUUUCGGUUUAAUUAUGUAAAAAACAAAACUACAACAACAACAAAAAAAGAAAAAAGUAAAAAAAAAAAAAAAACAAAAAAAAACCACCAAAAAACAAAAACAAACAAACAAAAAAAACCCACAACCCUUAUCUGGUUCUGACCAGUGUGCGUGUAACUUUAAGGUCUGAGGGGAAAAAUGGCUUUUGGGUUUUUGUUUAUUUUUUUGAUAAUGACUGGACAUCGGAAGAGGAAAAAACUCAAAAGUGAGAGAGACUAUUGCCAUAUAAACUCAAAAGCUACCAUGGUGUUCACUCUACAUAUCAGGUUAUGGUGUCUCUAGAAUCUGUUGUUUGUUUCCUAUAAGAUGCUUUGCUGAACACAUAGCAAAAUUCAUGUGACGGAUGAUAAUAUUGAUUCAAAAAGCUGGUCCCCCAGGAUCUAAUUUCAGAAUUCACCACCCAAACCCCGAACAGAUGGGUUUAGGGCUGGUGUUAUCAGAGCUAUUGGCUUUACUUAACAAUAUUGUUCCUGUCCAUUCACCCAGCCAAAUUGUGUUAAAGAAGAAAGCCCCACAAACUAAAAUAGCCUUUCCUAGGGAAGAGGAAGGGGAGGUGGGCUGGAUCUGUGACUGAUUGAAAUGCAUGCAUGCAAAAAAAAAAAAAGACAGUAUUAAAGUCUGUUAAAUUAUCAAACCAGACAGUAGGGGAGUUCAACUCGAGAUGGAACCACAAAAGGUCACACAAGCCAAACGUCAUGCCAGAGUACAAAACACAUAGUUCUUUCCCCGCCCCGAACAUGACAAUGGUUUUCAUAGUGGUUUAAUUUUGUAGCCUGACAUUUAUGGAUAAUUCUGUCCUUCCAUUUGCUCACUUCUCCCUUCACCCAUCUUUUUUAAAAACAAAUAAAUAAAUGAAUAAAGCUGCUGUGACACACACAAAAAAGGAAUUUAAUAGUAUAAUAUAUAUAUAAAUAAAUAUAUAUACAGAUAUAUUUAUCAUGGUAUGUUUGAUGGGAUGACUGACACAGGAAAUCUGUUAAAGUCUUGAAGUGGAAUGAGAAUGUUGUUUUAAAAGAAAAUAACAAAACAACAAAAAAGCAAACCUUAAAAUGUGAAGAAAGUGUGAAUUUUAGUUUUGUCACAGUUAACUGUGUCAAAGAGAAUUUAAAAAAAAAAACUUCAGAUUUUGUUUACAUAUUUUACUACAUCUUUGCUGGUAUAAUUCCUUAGCCACCUAUGUACAUACUGCUUUAAGAACUGUGGUUUUUUUUCCUGUUUAUUUCUGUUUGGUUUAUAUUCUGGUUGUCUUUUUCUUUUUGUAAAGAGGAAACAAUGUACAGAAAAACAAUAAACUGGUUGUAUGGCCAUAGCUAUCCAAAAAGCAAGAGACAAAGCAAGACAAAUAUUCACACAAAAAUGACGUGUGUCCUCUGGAGGGUUAGAGAUAGACAAUUUCUUUUGUACAGAUGAAAAUCAAUCAGCUGUUUAGAUUUAGAAAUCUACUCUUGCUGGUCUUUGUAAGUUGCAUGAAUAUUUGACUUUGAAAAAAUAUCUUAA
This is a messenger RNA of Chlorocebus sabaeus (green monkey), 7600 nucleotides long. Lineage: Eukaryota; Metazoa; Chordata; Mammalia; Primates; Cercopithecidae. The record is from RefSeq and is a predicted model, not a curated record.